ACUUGGUAAGUGGUGCCACAUAGCGAACCUUGUGAAGUGUGCCUUUAGUGCACACGUUUAAAUGUCAUUGUGAACACUAAACAAUCAGCAAACUUAGCUAUAACUGUAGGGAGAUUCGGGACGUUAUUUCAAGCAGUUACUCUGACGUUUCCCGUCCUUCGGAGGAUGUACACUGAACAGAAGAUCAUGAAGGUUUUCAUAACAAGACGCAUCCCACAGGAGGGAUUGAAGAUUUUGUCACAGGCUGGAGUAUGUAAGGUUUUACUGUGGGACUCGGAUGAGCCUGUUUCAAGGGCGGAGCUUCUGAAGGGCGUGGCGGGGGCCCAUGGGCUGCUGUGUCUCCUGUCGGACAAGAUCGACACUGAAGUUCUGGACGCAGCAGGUCCAAACCUGAAGGUGAUAAGUACCUUGUCUGUUGGAUUUGACCACAUGUCCAUGGAUGAGAUCAAGAAACGAGGGGUGCGUGUGGGCUAUACUCCAGGCGUCUCGACUGAUGCCACGGCGGAGCUGACCGUCGCCCUGCUCCUGGCUACAGCUCGGCGGCUACCAGAGGGCAUGGUGGAGGUUAUAAAUGGAGGCUGGAGCACCUGGAAACCUCUGUGGUUGUGUGGUUAUGGUCUGUCAGGCAGCACUGUUGGGGUUAUUGGACUGGGACGCAUAGGUAUGGCCAUAGCCAGGAGGCUGAAACCGUUUGGAGUGAAGAAGCUCCUGUACUCUGGAAGAACAGACAAAUCAUAUGCUGCUGAAGUGGAAGGAGAAUACGUGCCCUUGGACACGCUGGUGUCUGAGAGUGAUUUUGUUGUGGUGUCCUGCGCCCUCACACCAGACACCCAGGGGCUGUGUAACAAGGAUUUCUUCUGCAAGAUGAAGAACACGGCUGUCUUCAUCAACACCAGCAGGGGUGCAGUAGUGAAUCAGGAGGAUCUGUAUCAGGCUCUGUCCAGUGGUCAGAUAGCUUGCGCUGGGCUGGAUGUCACAACCCCAGAACCACUCCCCACCGACCACCCCCUCCUCACCCUCAAAAACUGUGUGGUCUUACCCCACAUUGGCAGCGCCAUCUACUCCACACGUGGCAUCAUGGCAGAGCUGUCCGCCAACAACCUGCUGGCAGGCCUACAGGGCACAGACAUGCCCAGCGAACUCAAAUUCUAGUGCUGCUCUACGACUAUACAACUCUGCCUCUGUCCCCUCCUUAGAAUAAUUUUGGUCACCCAAUCAGUAGUCAUUACCAGGAAGGUUAGAGCCGCCGUAAGUGACCAGGAAAUUCAUCUGUGAUGGAGUAUUGCAGUUGUAUUAACAUGCUCUCCAAACAUGAAGGUCAACCUUUGCCUCUCACUCUUAGAUCUUACAAUGUUUAAAGAAAUAACACAUUUGUGGUAUUUGACUUGAAUUUUGAAGGAGGAAGUGUAUAGUAUUGACGUUUUGAGAACAUGCCUUGGCACUCUCUGACAGCACUCCUAAGGGUCAGCCAUGGCUUCCUUUGAAAGACGUAGAUAAGCACCACAAUGAGUGCACACACUACUAAUUCAUUACAGUGGCCUUCUCGUUCUUAUGAAACACUUUAAUGUACAAAAUACUUUACUACUAAUUUACUAUUUUAGUUGUGAUGGUAAUGUUCUGUUGUUCUCAUUCCAGUUGAGAUGUGUGUUUAACAUAUUGAGAUGGAUCUCAGUUGUCUAGUUGUGGAUAAGAUACAGUGCCUUGCGAAAGUAUUCGGCCCCCUUGAACUUUGCGACCUUUUGCCACAUUUCAGGCUUCAAACAUAAAGAUAUAAAACUGUAUUUUUUGUGAAGAAUCAACAACAAGUGGGACA
Molecule: messenger RNA, 1813 nt
Organism: Oncorhynchus gorbuscha (pink salmon)
Lineage: Eukaryota; Metazoa; Chordata; Actinopteri; Salmoniformes; Salmonidae
Product: glyoxylate reductase/hydroxypyruvate reductase-like
Exons: 9
Coding region: 166-1152 (328 amino acids)
Cellular component (GO): cytosol
Molecular function (GO): glyoxylate reductase (NADPH) activity; NAD binding; hydroxypyruvate reductase [NAD(P)H] activity
Source: RefSeq, a predicted model, not a curated record